AUGGCGGCUCAAGCUGCUGAUGCUCUUGCAAACUUGAAGGUCAAGGACCCAGAAGCAGUCAUGGCAUCCGCGGCUGCGGCAAAGGCAAAUGGAAACGGAAACGGCAAUGCACUAGAAGCGGAAGACUCGGACGACGAGGACGACGAAAAGACGCCUGGAGGAGGGGUAGCAGAUGGAGGAGCAAAGAAGAAGAGAAAGCGGAAGAAGAAGAAGAAGACCGGUGGGGCGAAUCCUACACAGCAAUCCUCCCCUCCUCGAGUCCUUCUUUCGAAUCUCUUUCCUGGAGAAUAUCCCGUUGGGCAAGAAGUAGACUAUAAAGAUGAGAACCUGUACCGGACCACGGAUGAAGAGAAGAGGCAUCUGGACCGGAUGAACAAUGACUUCCUACAAGAAUACCGACAGGGUGCAGAGGUCCAUCGACAGGUUCGACAAUGGGCACAGAAAAAUAUUAAGCCGGGUCAGAGCUUGACUGAGAUUGCUGAGGGUAUUGAGGAUGGCGUUCGUGCGUUGACUGGUCACCCAGGUUUAGAAGAGGGAGAUAAUAUCAAAGGAGGUAUUGCUUUCCCCACUGGUGUCAACUUGGAUCAUAUUGCCGCGCAUUACAGCCCCAAUUUCGGAAACAAGACAAUACUGUCCAAGGACAAUGUUAUGAAGGUCGAUUUCGGUGUUCAUAUCAAUGGAAGAAUUGUUGAUAGUGCUUUUACGAUGUCAUUCGAUCCAAUGUACGACAACCUUCUGGAGGCAGUUCGAGAGGGAACGAAUACUGGUAUCAAGGAAGCUGGUAUCGAUGUUCGUAUGUCAGAUAUUGGUGCUGCAAUCCAAGAAACUAUGGAGAGUUAUGAGGUUGAGAUCCGGGGCGAGACCUUCCCCGUCAAGUGUAUUCGCAACUUAAACGGGCACGAUAUUCGACAGUGGCAGAUUCAUGGCGGAAAGAGUGUACCUAUUGUCAAGAGUAACGACCAGACGAAGAUGGAGGAAGGAGAGACGUUCGCCAUCGAGACCUUUGGCAGUACUGGAAAUGGCUAUGUCCGAGACGAUUAUGAAACAUCUCACUACGCAAAGCGCGUAGAUGCGCCAAAUGUACCUCUUCGGAUCACAUCUGCAAGCAAGCUUUUGGGCAUCAUUAACAAGAAUUUCGGAACUUUACCAUUUUGUAGAAGAUACUUGGAUCGUUUAACUCAAGACAAGUAUUUACUUGGGUUGAACAAUCUUGUUUCUAGCGGUAUCGUUGAAGCAUACCCGCCUCUUGUAGAUAAGAAAGGCUCCUAUACGGCACAGUUUGAACAUACGAUCCUUCUGAGGCCAAACGUGAAGGAGGUUAUUAGUCGCGGCGACGACUAUUGA
Messenger RNA from Lachnellula hyalina, 1344 nucleotides. Its product is annotated as Methionine aminopeptidase. The transcript has 5 exons. NCBI's taxonomy places the organism in Eukaryota, Fungi, Ascomycota, Leotiomycetes, Helotiales, Lachnaceae. Gene Ontology annotation, biological process: proteolysis. The record is from RefSeq and is a predicted model, not a curated record. Gene Ontology annotation, molecular function: metalloaminopeptidase activity. Bases 1 to 1344 code for a protein of 447 amino acids.